AUGGUACCUGAGUGAUUUAUAAGACGUUGGAAUACUCCUUACAUUUUCAGUGCGGACUGAAAAAACAUUCUACUAUAAUCUUCAUUUCUGAGCAAUAUAUUAAAACUACUUCUUUUUAAUACUGAUUCAUUCAAACGAGGCAAAUUGAUUGGUGCUUACGGAAACUUAAAACAGAACCAAGAAAUUAAAAAUAAGAUAUGUCAAAGUGGCUACUGAGCACCAUAAGGCAUCAGCCAAAACAAAGGACGAAUAUGACAUCUAACCAUAAUAAGGCAAAGGUCAGAGAAAGGAUUUCCAUAAGUUAAAACCGGCGCUAAAUCUGUUGUGUUCUUCUUUAUUAUAGAGGAGAGCAUAUCAAAUGGGACCAGACCUUUACAUAUAAUUGGUAUAUGAUGUCCUUAGUGACACUAUUUGUUAUUUAAGAAGCUACAAAGUUCUCUGUCGGCUCCACGAAAACGCAAACACCAAGAAUCUAUGAGUUGCAGUAGGCUGUAGAUGUCACUGAAGAGAACAUGAUACAUCGGCUAGUUAUCUAGGGAGCGUAGAGCGUUUCGGAUCUCUAGAGAGGAGAAUUAUAUGAUCACCCUUUUCAGGUGUAGAAUUUUCAUAAUUUUGAUGGCCCAAUGUAACAAUCUGUGUGUCAUAUGGUAACAAUCUGUAUCUCAUGGUGGAUUGACGAAAUAACUGAUGUUAAUUCAAAACAAUUUUCUUGAUUUUUAUUAUUUGUAAAUUUAGACCAUUUCCAAUGGUUCACCGUAUUUUUCAGUCUAAAAUAUAGUAACUUUAUAAUAGAGUUGUGAUAUAAUACAAUGGUACUUUUUUUAGAGUGAAAAAUAAAAUGAUGAACAAAAAAAACAACUUACACUAUAUAUAGAAUAAACCAAUUUUUUACUCUUUUAUAAAAUGAAAAAUAAAGUAUUAUUGAAAUAUUUUUACUAUAAACUUUAUUUUAAAAUGGAAAAUAGAGUGUGGUUGGAGAUGCUCUAAACAACAUGUGUGUUAUGUGGUUAUGUGCGUUGAUUAGAGUGAUUUUCUUUUGUUUAUUUUGAUUACGUUGGAUAAAUUUAGAAACGUUUCCGGAUAUCUUUUUAGAAAUUGAGGAUGAAGUCAUCAAUCUCUAUUGAAUUAUGCGAGGAAGCGGCUAAAGAGGCAUGCAUGCAUAUGUCCUAUUUUUUUUUUUAUUUUUUUUUUGUGAGGAAGCGGCUAAAGAGGCAUGCUAUGUUCUAUCUUUUUUUCCACUAAAAUGUUAUAUUCUAUCUUAUUGGAAAGCCGGUUGAUCUUACGAAAUAUAUAAAACCUCAAAGCAAUGAUAUAAUUAUGUAAAUGCAUAUGUAAUAUGUUCUAUCUUACGAGCAAGCCGGCCCAACAUGUUUCACAAAUUCGGUAAGAACACAUUUAUCGCGGUUUUCAAAUCCGCGUUUUUAGGUGUUUUUUAUUUAAAAAAAAAAAACAAAAUUAGCUAAUUAAGGUGAAAACGUCUCUUAAUCAAAAGCGCUACUGACGGGGUUUCACGGGGCACGUGUCAUUCUUGCACCAUCUCUCUCUUUCUCUCUCAACCGUCUCGUCUUCUCUCUUUCUCUCGAAGCGAAACCGAAGGCGAAACCGAAGGCGAAAUGGUGAUCUCUCCGCCACGAUGAUAUCUCCUUGUCGACGGCAUCAGUCGGAGUCUCUAUCGGUGGAAUCGUCGCCUCUCUCUCUCUGGUCGACGAAUCCGCGUCUCCCUCGCUCUCUUCGACGAUUCCACCUCUCUCUCUCUUUCUCUCUCUCGAUCUCGUCGAUGAAUCCACGUCUUUGUCGCUCUCUUCGACGAAUCCGCCUCUCUCUCUCUCGAUCUCGUCGAUGAAUCCGCGUCUCCGUCGCUCUCUUCGACGAUUCCACCUCCCUCUCGAUCUCCUCGACGCCUCCGCGUAUCUCUCGCUCUCCACGAUGGUUCACCGAGAUCAAGCUUCACUCCCCCUCUCUCUCUCCGGCCCGUGGCUAUCCUCGACGAAAUCAAACCAAAAGUAAAAGCUAAGUGUUUUCCUUCUCUGUCUGAAUCAUUCGUUGUUAUAUAGAUUCGUUUGUUGUGUUGCAUGCGUCUCAUGAUUCAACUCGGUUAUGUCUCUGUCUCUGCUUGUUAAUCAUUCUUGUGAUAGCUUAUGUCUUUGUGUUUGUUUAUAUCGAUCACUUUAUAGUUCUUCAUGCGUCUCAUGCGUUGUUUGUGUUUGUUUGUGUCUCGUGAUUCAAGAGAUGAUUAAUCAAAGUGUCUCAAUAUAUCAAUCGGUUGUGUUGGAUAGUUUAUGUCUCUGUCUUUGUUUAAGUCGAUCAGUGCUUGUGUUUGUUUGUGUCUCGUGAUUCAAGAGAUGAUUAAUCAAGGUGUCUCAAUAUAUCAAUCGGUUGUGUUGGAUAGUUUAUGUCUAUGUCGAUCAGUUCUUGUGUUUGUUUAUGUCUACUGAUUCAAGAGAUGAUGUCUCAAUAUUUGUUUCUUCACCUGUCUUCUGUCUGAAUCGUUCUAGUGUUGAUUAUGUUUCUUGUGUUUCUUUUUUAGAUGGACGGAUAAAGAGAGUUGGAGUUUCUUCAAAGAAGAGGUCUGUGGUUUGGACGGAUGAAGAGGUAAGCAAUUUCAGGUUAGAUAAAUUUCAACUGUGAAUUGAUUGUGAAUGUGAACUGAAGGUUCUUUGAUUGCCAAUCUGGUUAGAUAGAAAUUAGGUAGAUAGCAAUUAGGUAGAAUUGAAAUGAGUUAGAUAAAUGUCAACCGAAAGUUAAAAGUUGAAGUGUGGUUAAUGAAUUAGAUAGAAAUGAAUGUUAGAUAAAUGAGUUAGCUAAAUGUCAAGUCCAUGUGGUUGUGGAACUGAUCAAAGCGUUAAACGCUUUCUAUCUUCUAUUAAACAGAUUCCUUCUUCUCUCUUUCUCUAUCAACCUCGUUUUCCUUCUUCUCUCUCUCUCUUUCUCUCUUCUUCUUAGACAAAUUCAGAUAUGGAUUUCAAUCCAUAUAUGAAUUUAAAUUUUCUUGAUCUUCUUCAAAGUCAACAAGAUACUAGCAUCAAUUUAGAAUCCUCCCAUGUUCCUUUAUUUGGGUCCCAAGAAACUGAAGCUUCAAAUUUCAAACCAGACAGUCAUGCGGAGAGUAGAGGACGCCGCACGUGGACUCCAACAGAUGAAAAUGUCCUCAUUAGCGCCUGGUUAAACACCAGUAAAGACCAUGUCGUAGGGAAUGAGCAACGGUCGGUUGCUUUCUGUAAAAGGAUAGCAACCUACUACUCGGCUAGUCCCAAGAUCGCUGAGUGUGACAGAAGAGAGUCAUCACAGUGUAAGCAAAGGUGGCACAAGAUCAACGACUUGGUGGGCAAGUUUUGUGGAGCUUUUGAAGCAGCAACUCGUGAGAAAAUCAGUGGGCAAAACAAGAAUGAUGUUCUCAAACAUGCCCACGAAAUCUUCUUCAACAACUACAAAAAGAAGUUCACAAUAGAACAUGCUUGGAAAGAGCUUAGACAUGACCAGAAGUGGUCUGAUCUUUCUUCGGCUUGCUCUCAAGGAAAUUCCAAAAGGCAGAAGUUAGAUAACGGUUUGCACUCAGCCUGCUCUCUAGCUGAUGAUGGAACGACUCAACCCCCUAGUGUUAAGGCUGCAAAAGCUCGUGGGAAGAAACAAGUAGGCGAUGGGAAAGAACUUGAUGAGUUUCAGAAAAUGUGGAGAAUCAAGCAAGAGGAUUUGGUUAUUAAGGAAAAGCUGUCGAAGAUGAAGCUUCUGGACAGAAUCAUGGCAAAACAAGAACCUCUAGAUGCUGAUGAAGAAGCUCUGAAGAAGAAGUUAAUUAAUGAGUUGUUGCUGUGUAAUUAGGAUGCUUGCGGGACAGAGUUUUGGCUUUGGAGUCUUGCCUUCGACUGAAGAGAGUCACGGAGUCGACACAGAGAUGUCUGGUAGUGUCAAGUGGAGUAAAUUGUAUGUGUCUUUAUGUGUAUGUGUCUAUUAGUGUCAAGUGGAGCAUGUGUCUUUAUGUGUCUGUUAGUGUCAAGUGGAGAUGUUUGGUAGUGUCAAGUGGAUUAAACUGUAUGUGUCUUUAUGUGUAUGUGUCUGUUAGUGUCACGGACUUUGUGUGUCUAUAUGCAUUCUAUUUUUAUGUCACGGACUUUGUGUGUCUAUGUGUGUCUAAAUGCAUCUUCUCUAUUUAUAACAACAACAAACUCAUCUUCUCUCUAUAUCCAACGCAAAAACUAUAAGUCAUCUCCUCUCGUCAAACAAAACAACGACAAACUCAUCUUCUGUCCAUCAAACAACAAAGCAUCAAACCAUCUAUCGUAAUUCCAAAGAACCAAGAUACGCUUCUCUCGUAAACACCAAAGCCAUCACUUAUCUUUUUAAACCCCAAAACCAUCUUUAUCUUUCAAACACCAAAACCAUCUUAUCUUUUUUUCUCUUAAAGCCAUCUCUUUAAUCACCAUAUAUGGCUUAUUCUUCUCAAAAUACUUUAGAUGAAUCUUUUGAUGAUGCAUUUGAUGAGCUCUUUCAUCAACAUUUUUAUCAAGCCUUUGAGAAUUUAACCAUUCAUCGUGAUCAAGAAGAACGAAGAAAGAAAAGAAAAAAACAAGCGUAUAUCGAAAGAAAUCGUGAGGAAGGGAAUGAUUAUUUCAGUGAUACUCCAACGUAUCCUGAAAAUUUCUUCCGUCGACGUUUUAGAAUGAACAAACCAUUGUUUAUGCGCAUUUUUGAUCAUCUCUCCAAUGAAGUUCAAUACUUUAAGGAAAAGCAAGAUGGUCUCGGAAGGAUUAGUAUAUAUCCCCUUCAAAAGUGUACUGCAGCCAUUCGUGUGUUGGCAUAUGGUUAUGCGGCUGAUGCGGUCGACGAAUAACUCCGGCUCGGUGAAACAACAACUCGGUUAUGCGUGGAAAAUUUCGUGGAAGGAAUUAUAUAUUUGUUUGGCGAUGAGUACCUAAGAAGACCAAUACCGGCUGAUCUUCAACGUCUACUUGAUGUUGGAGAGUAUCGUGGAUUUCCCGGAAUGAUAGGAAGCAUCGAUUGUAUGCAUUGGGAGUGGAAGAAUUGUUCCACCGCUUGGAAAGGGCAAUAUUCUCGUGGUUCGGGUAAACCAACAAUCGUUUUAGAGGCGGUUGCUUCAUACGAUCUCUGGAUAUGACACACGUUUUUUGGACCGCCAUGUACCUUAAACGAUAUCAAUGUUCUUGAUCGCUCACCUGUUUUUGAUGACAUAAUAAAAGGUCAUACUCCGGAAGUC
Messenger RNA from Brassica napus (rape), 5212 nucleotides. RefSeq names its product glutathione S-transferase T3-like. The record is from RefSeq and is a predicted model, not a curated record. Bases 2956 to 3819 code for a protein of 287 amino acids. The transcript has 2 exons. Lineage: Eukaryota; Viridiplantae; Streptophyta; Magnoliopsida; Brassicales; Brassicaceae.